Neocloeon triangulifer is the source of this 725-nucleotide messenger RNA. Its product is annotated as microsomal glutathione S-transferase 1-like. Gene Ontology annotation, cellular component: membrane. The coding region runs from base 165 to 617 and encodes 150 amino acids. The transcript is spliced from 3 exons. NCBI's taxonomy places the organism in Eukaryota, Metazoa, Arthropoda, Insecta, Ephemeroptera, Baetidae. The record is from RefSeq and is a predicted model, not a curated record.
UUUUUGAUAUAAAACAGAGAACUUCAUAAAAACAUAUCUCAUAUCUUGAGAUUGAUAAUGCGAGUCGAAAAUAUGAAAACGCGAUAAGAGAGGCGAACAGUUAGUUGAUUUGAGAGCUGCAGCCUCCACGUUGACCGGCAAAUAAUUUUCAAUCAACACAGAAAAUGGGCGACGAUUUUGAAUUCAGCAGGGACAACUCGCUGCUCUCCCUUUACGCCUGCAAUGCUGCAAUUUUGAUUUUCAAAAUGAUUUGGGUCACUCUGUUGACGUCCAAAACCCGCAUUUCCAAAAAGAUUUAUGCCAAUCCGGAAGAUGCAAAAGUCUCAAAGGGCAAAGUUUUGAUGAAUGACCCUGACGUUGAGAGGGUCAGAAGAGCGCAUUUGAACGACCUGGAGAACAUCCCGGCAUUCCUUUUUGUCUCUUUCCUGUACAUCUUGACAGGUCCCAGCUACUUUGUUGCAUUUGUCCUCUUCUGGAGCUUCACCGCCGCCAGGAUUUUGCACACCGUCGUUUACGCCGUCAAACCAUUGCCGCAGCCAGCGCGAGCACUUUCCUUUUUCGUCGGAAUCAUCAUCACUUUUUACAUGUCCGUGCAAGUGCUCAAAUACUUCUGGUAGACAAAUAAAAAUCCAUUAAUAUUUUCAGUAUAAAACAAACCAAUCUGAUUUCCAAAUAUUUGAUUCCUAAAGUUCUUAUCUGACUUUUUUUAUCUAUGCUUGCGGCGA